This is a messenger RNA of Medicago truncatula (barrel medic), 2422 nucleotides long. Its product is annotated as two-component response regulator ARR12. The coding region runs from base 177 to 2114 and encodes 645 amino acids. The transcript is spliced from 6 exons. NCBI's taxonomy places the organism in Eukaryota, Viridiplantae, Streptophyta, Magnoliopsida, Fabales, Fabaceae. Gene Ontology annotation, biological process: phosphorelay signal transduction system; cytokinin-activated signaling pathway. The record is from RefSeq and is a predicted model, not a curated record. Gene Ontology annotation, molecular function: DNA-binding transcription factor activity; DNA binding.
UCUCUCAAUUAUUAUUAUUCAUUCAUUCAUUCCCAUUUCAUUUCCCUCGUUACCUAAAUACUAAAAUUAUUCAUUUUUAUUUAUUUAUUAUUACCAUUACCACUCUUUUCUCUGUUUCAUAGCUUCUGUUCUCAGUAGUCACUGAUUUGUGCGUAGUUGAAGAGAGAGAGAGAAAAAUGGUUGAUUCCGGUGACCGUUUUCCUAUCGGAAUGCGUGUUCUCGCCGUUGACGACGAUCCAACUUGUCUCUUGGUUUUGGAAACUCUUCUCCGAAGAUGUCAAUACCACGUAACCACAACUAGUCAAGCAAUAACGGCGUUGACCAUGUUGAGAGAAAACAAAGACAAGUUUGACCUGGUAAUCAGUGAUGUACACAUGCCGGACAUGGAUGGAUUUAAGCUGCUUGAACUUGUGGGACUUGAAAUGGACCUUCCCGUCAUAAUGUUGUCUGCAUAUGGUGAUACAAAGCUGGUGAUGAAAGGAAUUUCCCAUGGUGCCUGUGAUUAUCUGCUGAAACCUGUGAGAUUAGAGGAGCUAAAGAACAUUUGGCAGCAUGUAAUUAGGAAGAAGAAGUCUGAUCCAAAGGAGAAAAACAAAACCAGUAAACCAGACAAAACUACUUCUGACAGUGGCAGUGGACUAAGAUCUGCAGGAGCAGAAAAUUCAGAUGAAAAUGGAAAGCUGACUAAGAAAAGAAAGGAUCAGGAUGAAGACGAAGACGAGGAUAAAGAGAAUGGUAAUGACAAUGAGGACCCAUCAGCUCAGAAGAAGCCUCGGGUUGUUUGGUCUGUGGAGCUGCACCGCAAGUUUGUUGCUGCUGUUAAUCAGUUAGGCAUUGACAAGGCUGUACCCAAAAAAAUUCUUGAUAUGAUGAAUGUCGAAAAUAUUACAAGGGAGAACGUGGCAAGCCAUCUCCAGAAGUAUAGACUUUAUCUGAAAAGAAUUAGCUGUGUUGCAAACCAACAAGCUAGUAUGGUGGCAGCCUUAGGGAGUGCAGAUCAAUCUUAUUUGAGAAUGGGUGGUUCUGGACAUUUUCACAAUAAUGCUUUCAGAUCCUUUUCACCUAGUGGGAUAAUUGGUAAUCUGAACACUCCAACUAGUCUUAACGGGCAUGGAUUUUCUCCUUCGGGACUACUUCAGUUGGGCCAAUCACGUAAUUUAAACAAUUCUUGCAAUGAUCAACUUAAAUUCCAGUCAGCCAUAACUCCCGUUAAUCAGAAUAUUCUUCAGGGAAUGCCAAUGUCCAUAGGGUUUGAUCACUUGCAAAACAGCAAGGGUGUUAUCUCUGUUCAAAACCUGAAUACUGAUGUGAAAACAACUUUUCCCAUUCCAAAUAAAUUCCCGGAUCAAAGGCCAAGUUUUGCCACCUCUAGUUCUCAUCCCCCAAGUCUCGGUAUCUCAAACAAUGGCUUGAUGUUGGAUACACACCCUGAAAGAAAACACGGUGGUAUAGGAAUAGGAUAUGGAAGUUCAUCUUCUUCAGUAGCCUCUCAACAUUCAGAAUUUUCUUUCUCUAUGCUGGAUCAAGGUAGGCACGGUGGUAAUUGGUCAAGCGACGUGCCAAUAUCUGGAAUCCAAACAAAUUCUUUCUCUUCAAGUGAAUGUUUUAGACAGACAGCUGUUCCUCCUUCAGAUAACAUGGCUUCUUUGCCCUUGCAAGCAGGGUAUUCUGGUGGUUCGUUGCCAGAUAUGCACUCCCAAGGAAUGAUUUUUACUAAUUCACCUGAGUAUAUAAACGGUAAUUUGCCAUUUCAAGGAUGGGAAGACCGUAAUCAGGAUGCUACUUACCACUCAAAUGUUACUUGUGGGUCAAUGAACUCUCUUGCUCCAGUUAACGGUGCCGUUGUUCCACCAGGCCAGACAGCAACUGAAUCCACCUUGGAUACUAAAUUUUUUAAUCCCAUACAAAUGAAGCAUGCUGGAUUUGCUGAGUUAACUGAAUGCAGCUCAUCAAGACAAUCUCCAGCUAAUAUCAUAAGCCAGCAGAAGUUUUCUAAUAAUCUUGGUUCGCUGGAAUACUUGGCGAGUUCAAUGAUGGGACAGGAGCAAGAUAAGAUGAAAUUGUUGGGUGGAGACUUCAUAUGCGAUAAUUACUCCGACGGGGUAUCUUUGUGACAGGAGUUUUGGAACUACAUUCAGCAUCAUGUUGUCCUCGUUGAUGAAUUCUAGAUUGAUAAUUCCUCCUCUCAUGUACACAUGCUAUUUAACCAGUUUUGUCCUAGGAGUUUUCUUUGUGGGAUUUAGCUUCUCCUUUUCUUUUUCCAGAGUCAAGUUCUCUAGAAUUCUCAAUUGUGUGCUUUAAAAUAAGAAGUUAAUGAGAAAUAUAAAGUGUAUCAUUAAAUUUCUCAUUAGUUUAAUGUUUAAGAAAUGGAUCUUGAUAAAUUACUCCCUCCGUCCCUAAAUAGAUGACCUCUUUGACAAUA